Messenger RNA from Micropterus dolomieu (smallmouth bass), 3299 nucleotides. It is a transcript of the gene slc5a7a, whose product is annotated as solute carrier family 5 member 7a. The transcript is spliced from 8 exons. Gene Ontology annotation, biological process: neuromuscular synaptic transmission; choline transport; acetylcholine biosynthetic process. Bases 82 to 1890 code for a protein of 602 amino acids. NCBI's taxonomy places the organism in Eukaryota, Metazoa, Chordata, Actinopteri, Centrarchiformes, Centrarchidae. Gene Ontology annotation, cellular component: dendrite; perikaryon; synapse. The record is from RefSeq and is a predicted model, not a curated record. Gene Ontology annotation, molecular function: choline:sodium symporter activity.
ACUUAACAUGUGAUCCUCUGCUCUCCGUGCGCAAAGCAGGUCUCCAUGCCCUCCCGUUCCUAGCGGAAGACCGGCGCGACAAUGACUAUCCAUGUCGAGGGGCUUGUGGCUAUCGCGCUCUUCUAUGUGCUGAUCCUGUUCGUGGGCAUCUGGGCGGCAUGGAAGAACAAACACUCCGGGGAGGCGGAGGGCACCGACCGCAGCGAAACCAUCAUGGUCGGAGGGAGAGAUAUUGGGUUAUUUGUCGGGGGAUUUACCAUGACAGCGACCUGGGUUGGAGGUGGAUACAUCAAUGGCACAGCUGAAUAUGUGUAUCUACCGGAUUAUGGCUUGGCCUGGGCACAAGCUCCUUUUGGAUAUGCCCUCAGUCUUGUUGUGGGUGGUCUUUUUUUCGCUAAGCCCAUGCGCUCACGCGGCUACGUCACCAUGUUGGACCCCUUCCAGCAGCUGUAUGGGAAACGUAUGGGUGGCCUCCUUUUCAUACCUGCACUCAUGGGUGAGAUCUUCUGGUCUGCUGCCAUCUUAUCCGCCCUUGGUGCUACUCUGAGUGUCAUCGUGGACAUCAACAUUAAGAUGUCCGUGGUUAUCUCGGCACUCAUUGCAAUCUUUUACACCCUGGUUGGAGGACUUUACUCUGUGGCCUACACUGACGUAGUGCAGCUCUUCUGCAUCUUUCUUGGCCUGUGGAUCAGUGUCCCCUUCGCUUUGACCAACCCUGCGGUGUCAGACAUUACCGUUACUGCAGUGAAGCAUGUGUACCAGUCGCCCUGGAGAGGCAGCAUCCAGAAGAGCGACCUCUGGGUCUGGAUUGACAACUUCUGCCUCCUGAUGCUUGGAGGAAUACCGUGGCAGGUGUAUUUCCAGAGAGUCCUGUCUUCCUCCUCGGCUACCUAUGCCCAGGUCCUCUCUUUCCUGGCUGCUUUCGGGUGCCUCGUCAUGGCUGUGCCCUCCGUUCUCAUCGGGGCCAUCGGGGCCUCUACAGACUGGAACCAGACAACUUAUGGUGCCAUUCCUCCUAAAGAGAAGGACCAAGCAGACAUGAUUCUACCCAUCGUGCUCCAGCACCUUUGCCCGCCUUUUGUCUCUUUUUUUGGCCUGGGUGCAGUGUCUGCGGCUGUCAUGUCAUCUGCAGACUCUUCCAUCCUUUCAGCAAGCUCCAUGUUUGCAAGGAACAUCUACCAGCUCACCUUUAGACAGUCGGCGUCUGACCGUGAGAUCGUGUGGGUGAUGCGGAUCACUAUCUUUGUAUUCGGCGGCCUUGCCACGUUCAUGGCGCUGGUUACCGGGACGGUUUACGGACUUUGGUACUUGAGCUCAGACCUGGUUUACGUCAUCAUCUUCCCCCAGCUGCUCAGUGUGCUCUUUGUCAAAGGCACCAACACGUAUGGCUCAGUGGCUGCCUACGUGUUUGGCAUGUUGCUGCGUAUAGGUGGAGGUGAACCCUACCUGAGGCUGCCUCCUUUCAUUUAUUAUCCUGGCUGGAUCACUGAGCAGCGGAUACACCACAUGACUGGAGAACUGGAAGAAAUCGUCAUCCAGAAGUUCCCCUUCAAGACCGUCUCGAUGCUCGCCUCCUUUCUGGGUAACAUUGCUUUCUCCUACCUGGCAAAGUACCUGUUUGAGAGUGGCAAGAUUUCACACAAGUACGACUUUCUCGACGCAGUGGUGUCCAAGCACAGUGGAGAGAUUAUGGAUAAGACGACGCUUGUAACUCGUGGCAACAACAUCGGGCUGUCAGAGAUGACGCCCGUCAAACCGCGGCUGAGUGUGACCUUGGCGGCCGCGUUCACACGCCGUGACACGCUGCCGACAGAAACAGUAGAGGAGGAGGAGGAAGAGUCCAGCCCCGACUCCUCCCACCUUGAUGAAGAAAAACUCCGCAUAAAAUAAGAACCUGACCACGUGACUGAACUGCCAGAGAACUGGUUCGUCUGUCAGAAACUCCAAAAACAAGAAGAUACAACUCAGAGACAAGAAGCAAACAUCCUUUUUGGGACCACAAAGUACCACAUCCCACUUUGUGGUGAUUGAAUAACAGCCACAUGUCAGGAUAUAUAGUGCAGCAGCUUGCUGAUUGUCCGGACAUUACGUUGUCUUUCUGUGAAGUACAUCAAACAAACACACGCUCAUAUAGUACUUAUAAAUAGUUGGGUGUACUGUAUAUUCAUCCCCGUUUGAACUGAUUUGGAGAUAUACUUCAAGUCUCUUAAUUAGAUUAAUUUUAGUUUCUAUCACUAAUGACAAAGCAGACCGUUACCAAACUGCAGAUGAGUGGAGAGAUGCUGCGUACAGCGGUGAAAUGUUUAAUCAGAAAUAUGACAAGAAACGAAACAGAUGACUGGUACUUUAUAAGAAACAACUGACAGCACAACCAUAGUGUGGAAGGGAAGGUACUUACUAAUGUAUGUACCAAUUAGAUAAAAGCAAUAACAUGAUACAUACACUUUAACACCUGUACAGUAACUGUUAUACAAAUCUAAUUGCGAGAGAGUGGAAGUAAAAUAGAUGAACAACUUGAAAUGAUGGAAAACAGGAUAUUUUAUAUCUUCAAAGUGUCAUAUCAAGCCAGUUGGUUUUGUUAUGUGUAUCCUAAUUCACAUUUGUUGCACUGAAAUGACUGGGUUUUGAUAUAUAGAUUAAUUAACAUAUAAAAAGUAAUGUCAUAAAAUAAAAUGCAUCACCACAAACUAAUUUUGUUUAAUACACUUUUGACAAGCAAUCAUGUCUCUCCAUGUAUAUUAUUAAUUAUUACUGAUGAACACAUUAUGACUGUGAAUCAAGAAAGAAACAAUCCAUGUAUCAGCCGAGUAGAAAAAUAUACAAGCUGUAGUAAUGGUAGUUGACUUGAAGCAUUAGCUAAUAUUCUCUUUAAUGUCAGUUUUAAUCAUAAGAAUAAGUGUAAAUUAGUGUUUAAAAUGAUCUGGUAUUUUAACUGCCUUAAUGAAGCUCCUAAGAAGAGAUACUUUUAAUUACCACAGUUUUGACUGGACUCUAGUCAGACUGCAGUGAACAAAGACUUGAAUAUGAAUGUAGCCUCUACAAAAGAUCUAAUUAUAUCAAGUAGUGUACUUCUACUGCUGUUUGUGUAUGUUUUUGUUUGUGAUUUUGCAAAGUCCAACAGUAACUGUUGCAGAACGACGUGGCGGCAGGUUCUGAUUUAACAAAUCUGUUCUUUAUUUGUUGUUAACAGCAGUGUACAGAUUAUUUUCUCUGUGACGUGUAUGUUUGUAUAAAUAUGGAGAAAAAAGCUAUAUAUAAAUAUAUCACAAAUAAUGCCGGUUAAAAUAUAUUCAUAUAAG